Molecule: messenger RNA, 549 nt
Organism: Drosophila obscura
Lineage: Eukaryota; Metazoa; Arthropoda; Insecta; Diptera; Drosophilidae
Product: GATA zinc finger domain-containing protein 15-like
Exons: 4
Coding region: 1-549 (182 amino acids)
Source: RefSeq, a predicted model, not a curated record
AUGCCGGAAAUCUUGAAUGCUAUGGAAAUGGAGGCACCGUCGGAGAUUGUGGACAUCUCAGAUGGCGCCGCACAGGAAGGUGUUUCCCCUGCCAUAAAGUUCAUCAAGUUCACAGAUCCCUCAACCAAUACUAACAACAAUACCAACAACGUUAACAAUAAUAACAACAACAAUAACAACACCAACAACAAUACUGAAGUGGAAACAGAACUUGGCCCGGGCGAACUUCAGCUUCAACAACUUCACCAACAGCAACUGCAAUCGCUUCAACUUCAACAACAACAACACCAAUUGUCACCACAUUUUGUCACCAUUCCCCUGCUGGAGCGUCGCCGCCGCAGCCGCAGUCACAGCCACUGCCGCAUCGCACCCCUGGCGCCCAUCAUUUGCAUCCAGAACGGAUCCCAUCCUGAGGAGCUCGUCCAGCUGUCGCGGUCGCGUUCCUGCUUUCUGCGCGUUCGCAAGAGCUUCGCCAAACUUUUUGGCAAAAUCAUGGGCAGCAAUAAUCCCAGCGAAGCGGAUCGAUAUGACUAUUAUGACUGUGAGUAA